CACAGCAGACAUCCCUACCUCACCUCACCUCACCUCUCAUUCUCAUUCUCAUUCUCACUCUAAAUCUUGUACAACUAACUAACUAACUAAUUCGUUAAUCAAUCAAGAUGAGUGAGAAAGUAGUAGGAGGAGGAAGAGGAAUGGGCCUAGUGAGGAAGAUGGCACCAUACCUGGCAAUGGUGGCUUUGCAGCUGGGCUAUGCUGGCAUGAACAUCAUCACCAAGAUCUCCCUCAAUGGCGGCAUGAGCCACUACGUCCUCGUCGUCUAUCGCCACGCCUUUGCCACCGCUGCCAUUGCCCCCUUCGCCCUCCUCUUCGAGAGGGCCGGCCAGCCCAAGAUCACUUGCCGCGUCUUCCUUCAGAUCUUCCUCCUCGGCCUUCUCGGGCCUGUUCUUGAUCUCAACUUCUUGUACAUGGGGCUGAAGCUCACUUCACCAACCUUCACCUGUGCCAUGAUCAACAUCCUGCCUGCUGUCACUUUUGUCAUGGCCGCUGUUUUCAGGAUGGAGAAAGUGGACUUUAAGAAGGUGAUGAGCCUAGCCAAAGUGAUGGGGACACUGAUAACUGUGGGGGGAGCAAUGCUGAUGGCCUUAUACAAGGGUCCUCUUGUGGAGCUGCCCUGGUCUAAGCACCGUCACGCCGCCGCUGAUGCGCAAGCCCCGGCUGCGCCUAAAUCAUCGGAAAAGGACUGGUUCAUCGGUUGCAUUUACCUCAUCGCGGCGCAGGUCGCGUGGGCAGGACUCUUCAUUCUGCAGAAGAUCGCACUCAAGACGUACGCCAAGCACCAGCUCUCCCUCACGUCGUGGGUGUGUUUUCUCGGCACACUCGAGGCUACUGCUGUCACUUUUGUCUUCGAACACAAUCUUGGCGCCUGGAAUAUCGGCUUCGACGCCAACCUUCUCACUGCCGCCUACUCUGGAAUCGUGGCAUCUGGGAUCGCCUACUACGUCCAAGGGCUGGUGAUGAAGUCGAAAGGGCCUGUUUUCACUACUGCUUUUAGCCCGAUGAUGAUGAUCUUCUCCGUGGUGAUGGGCUCCUUCAUCUUGGCUGAGAAGAUCUAUCUUGGAGGGGUGAUCGGCGCAGUUAUAAUCAUCAUCGGGCUUUACUCGUUCUUAUGGGGAAAGUUAAAAGAGGAGCAGCAUUAUAAGCAGGAAAUGAAACAACUUCCAGAAGUCACAAAGGAAGGCAACAAUGACAUUGCUGCAUAGAAUCGAAUCAAUAAUGCGCCGGCAU
Messenger RNA from Andrographis paniculata, 1233 nucleotides. Its product is annotated as WAT1-related protein At5g07050-like. Gene Ontology annotation, cellular component: plasma membrane. Gene Ontology annotation, molecular function: transmembrane transporter activity. The transcript is spliced from 5 exons. The record is from RefSeq and is a predicted model, not a curated record. NCBI's taxonomy places the organism in Eukaryota, Viridiplantae, Streptophyta, Magnoliopsida, Lamiales, Acanthaceae. Bases 108 to 1208 code for a protein of 366 amino acids.